Saccoglossus kowalevskii is the source of this 3608-nucleotide messenger RNA. Its product is annotated as cAMP-dependent protein kinase type II regulatory subunit-like. Gene Ontology annotation, molecular function: cAMP-dependent protein kinase inhibitor activity; protein kinase A catalytic subunit binding; cAMP binding. The record is from RefSeq and is a predicted model, not a curated record. NCBI's taxonomy places the organism in Eukaryota, Metazoa, Hemichordata, Enteropneusta, Harrimaniidae. Gene Ontology annotation, biological process: negative regulation of cAMP-dependent protein kinase activity. Gene Ontology annotation, cellular component: cytosol; cAMP-dependent protein kinase complex.
CACCAAGCUAUGUAGUAAUAUAUCGCUUCUCUAGUUCAUACUUGUUCACAAAAUCUUCUCUCAUGUACACUCUGCAUUUUUAUAUUUUUAUUUCGCUUGUAGCAGUGACAAAUUGUUGAUACGCGAGACACGCAACGCAGGUGACUGUCUACAGCUGAAAUAUUUCCAGUUUUUUUUUCAAAUUUAUAUCAGUUAUUACUAUUUGGUGCAUAAUGGCAAUUGGUUUUAUCACCAGAAAGAAAACUACAGUGUUUUCUUUCUGGAUGCGUGAUGAAUUUUGAAAUACCGCCCGGCCUUACGGAUUUACUCCAGGAGUUUACCGUUACGGUUCUCCGGGAGAAGCCCGCCGAUCUCGUCGAGUUCGCUGCCCAAUAUUUUACAAAGCUGAAUGAAAGCAACAGCAAAACGGCGGGACGACGAGGUGUGAAGUUUUCGGAGCCGUCCGACCCGGACGAGCCCAUGCAGACAGAUUCCGAUGAUGAAUUACCGCCAGAUCUUCCAAAGAAUAGAUUUAACAGGAGAAAAUCAGUAUGUGCUGAAAGAUAUGAUCCAGAAGCUGAUGAUGAUGAAUCAGAUGAGAAGGUUGUUUUUCCCAAAACAGAUGAUCAGCGGAAGCGUCUCGCUGCAGCUGUUAAAAAUAUUCUCAUAUUCAGGGCUUUAGAUCAGGAGCAAAUGCAGGAAGUUCUUGAUGCCAUGUUUGAAAAAAAGGUUGAACCAAAUGAACAUAUUAUUGAUCAGGGAGAUGAUGGAGACAAUUUCUAUGUAAUAGAUAGUGGUAUCUAUGACAUCUAUGUAAAUAACAAGAAAGUUGGUGCCUAUACUAAUCAAGGAAGUUUUGGUGAAUUAGCCCUUAUGUAUAACACACCUAGAGCAGCAACAAUUAUUGCAGUUUCUGAUGGCAGUGUCUGGGCACUUGACCGACUGUCAUUUAGAAGAAUUGUGCUGAAAAAUGCUGCUAGGAAGAGAAAAAUGUAUGAAACAUUGCUAGAAACAGUACCAAUGCUGUCAUCAUUAACUCCUUAUGAGCGAAUGAAUCUUGCUGAUGCUCUUCGUUCUAAGUCGUAUAGAACUGAUGAACAGAUCAUCCGACAGGGAGAUGAGGGGGAUGGUUUUUAUCUUCUUGAACAUGGUGUUGUUAGAAUUGCAAUGAAGAGCAAGGUAAGUAAAAUACACAUGUUUGAGUUGGCGUUAGUAACACAUAAACCAAGGGCGGCAUCUGCCUAUGCUAUGUGUGAUACAAGAUGUGCAUUUCUAGAUGUUGGUGCUUUUGAGAGGCUACUUGGACCAUGCAUGGAUGUUAUGAAGAGGAAUAUUAGUAAUUAUGAAGAACAGCUUGUCAAAUUAUUCGGCAAAAGUAUAGAUCUUUCCGACGCUCGGUCAUAGAAGUUAGCACACACUGCCAAUUUUAUCAGCUACUGUACUUCUAAUCCUGCCAGAGGGAAAUCAUUUUCACAUUCAGUUUUGUGCAACCUAUUGUUGUUUUUUUUCAAUAAUAAGCAAGUGACAGUUGUAUCCAGUACCAUGUGUAUAUCUUUAUGUCUGUGGAUUUAAGUCUAGUAUCAUAUCUCAGCUGGUGAUUCUCACUUUAAAACUGAAACUCAGAUUUUAAACUGAGAUAAAAAGUGGUGAUAGUAACAAUUUCAUUUUGUGCAAUCAGUGCUUAAAUUCGGUUGUCAGGUCUCAAUUUAUAACUAAUGUUUUUGUUAUUUUAAAUUGUAUUGUAUAAAUUUGGCAACACAGCAAUUGACAAUGUAAAGUAUACAUUAAAUUUCUGCUCACUUGAGAAGUUGUAAAUGCACUCUAGUAUGUUUUUUUGUUAUCUCUCCACUGUUGUACUCCUUAUAAAAUUAUUUUUCUCAAUAUCAAAAUGACACUUUUUUUAUAGGAGCAAAAUGGUGUACCAUGUAUACUCUUGAAUAUUCCCUUGUGGAAACACUUGUUUAUGGUUGAAGUGCAGUUAGUAUAUUUGAAAAUGUAAGCUCCACUGCUUUUGUGAAUUUUAGUCAUUUUCUAAUGCUUCUUAAACUAUAUUCCAAGUCUAUAGUUAAAAGUAUUUAUUAGUUCCUACGAAAAGUAGAUUUUAGUAUCAAUAAAUACUAAUAUAACUUACUUAGAUCCAUCUUCCAUUAUCUAUUGCUGAAAGUGAACAGUCUGUUUAUUUGUAAAUAUUUUGAAAUUUUAAAAAACAUUUUUGCUUUGACAUGUUCUAUCACUCGUUAUCUAUCAAUCACUCUCAUUCAAAUUGAGUGCGAUCUGUUCGUAAUACUUCCUUACACAAGUGGGUGCUUUUUUGAAACUACAUAUAAGUUAUAUUUUAUUUCACAUUAUUUAAAUAAGAAGCACACAGAUUUGUUAUUUUUUUUCCCCCCAUACUCCAAAUCUCCAUUUAACAAUAUCACUGUAAAACAAAUCACAAAACAAGUAUUAAACCUUUUGUCAGAUGAAAAUACAUAAAACAUUUCACUCAUCUUUGUUAAUGCAAGGGCUAUUUGAUUUAGAACAACUUGGACAUGCAUCAUUAACAUCUUAUUAUGGAGUUGGCUGAAUGGCGGUCAUUUCAAAACAACGAAAAUAAGCACUUGAACAUGUCAUCUACUAUUUCUCAGAAAUGCUUUACUCUGUAGGACAUUGUCAUGCUGAACUCUCCCAAUAUUCAUUUAGAAUAUAUAUUUUUCAUUGUUUGUAAUUCACACAGUCACUAAAAACAGAACAGGGACUAUGUCAUUGAUAAUGACUUGUCUUAAUAUAGAGUGUAUAUUUGCUGUAACUUUCUGUUUAUUACAUACAUGUACUAGUCUUCUAUUUUAAAUUAUGUUGAAUUCACACUUCUCAUCACUGUUAAACUUUUACGAUCUGGAAAUGUGGCCAAUCUUUCAAAAAUGGUAAAUUCUGAAGAAGAAAACAAGUUUUGAUUUCCAUCAGUUAUAUAUGUAAGGAACACAAUCUUGAUAUCCAUCAUAAGAUACAGCUAAUUCUCAGCAUCAUUAAUGCAUGCAGCUUUGGAAUAUUUCCACUCUACUUGUUUUGUGUUUCAUGGGAAAAGAUCAACAACAAGAUACUGCAUCGAACAAACUUUGUAAAUGUAAUUUGUGCCAUAUUCCAUCAUUUAAGCCUCAAUACUGAGUGGCACACAUAACUCAUUGUUUUCCCAGUAUUUUUGCAAAUCGUUUCUGGCAAAAAAAGUGUUGUUCUUGGUAGUUCAAGGUCACUUAAUCUCUGCUGUUUUGUAUUCGUGAUGCUGAGAAUUGUUUGUAGACUUUGAUGGCUACAUGUACAUGUGUAAAUUUAUAAUCCCAGAAUGAGCGACAUAGUGCUAUAUGUUGUUGUGUGUGAUUACUCCGGGUCGCUAUGUUGUACAGCAAACUUUUCAAGGUAGUGGAAAUGUUUUUAUGUGCCAAGGGACCAAAUUUAUAACCACUCUGUUAGUCAUCUUGGAUAUGACACAAAUUGUUUGUUAAAGAUUCUUUCAUAAAUUGAUGUUGAUAGAUGUGAAUUUCACAUCUAUCUAUCUUUAAUUUAGUUCCCAAUUAACAGUUAAUUAAUGUAUAAUGGACUGAUCAGUUACAAAACUACCAGUUUUAAUGAAAUAAAGUUUUUAUAAAACCUGA